Molecule: messenger RNA, 951 nt
Organism: Rotaria sp. Silwood1
Lineage: Eukaryota; Metazoa; Rotifera; Eurotatoria; Philodinida; Philodinidae
Source: the annotation of a GenBank genome assembly
AUGGAUAGUCCUAUAAUGGAAGAAGUUAUACAACAGAAAAUUGGUGGUGAAUUUCCAAGUUUGAUUUGUGACGAGAUUGUAAUAUCACCAAUUCGUCCUCGUGUUCGUCGUGCACAAACAAUAAAACAAAAUACAAAUGAAAAUGAAAAUAAAAAUGUUGAAGCAUCAAAUAUUUCUUCAAUUGGUCAACAUAUGUCAUCAAUUAAUGAAAUAAAUUCAAAUGAAAUAAAUUCAAACGAAACAGCUGAAAAUAUGGAUUCAUUGAAUAUUGAUGAAAAUACUUUACCAGCAAAAAAUUAUACUGAUGAUAAUCAAUCCAAUAUUCAAUCGAACAUUACAACAUAUGAUUUAUUUGAUAAUGGUCAAAUUCAAUCAUCAAUGGAUGAUAAUUAUUUUAAUAAUACUUUACCAUUUGUUCAUCAAUUAUCAAUUCAUCAUGUUUUAACAAAUAAUCAAUUUGAUGAUAAUAUUUCACCAAAUGAUGAUGAUUAUGUACAAAAUAAUUGCAUUUCACCACCAAAAGAACAAUUUCAACAUAAUCAUGUAAUAGUCAAGGAUAUUUUGUCAUUCGGCAAUGAUAUUCAAUUAAAUAGUAAUGAAUGUGAUGAUAUUAGUACCUUGUCGAUUAAUGAUAUGGAUGAUGAUGUAUUACCAGCUUAUAUUCUACAAUUACAACAAGAUAGACAAGAUAUGAUAAAAGAUUUUGAUAGUAAAAUUGAUGCAACUAAAUUACAAUUAGAUGCAACUAAAUUACAAUUAGAAGAUAUUGCUAAUCAAUUUAAAAAUGUUAGUGAUAAAUUAUAUAAUUUAAUUGAUACGAAACAUCAACAAAGCGAAAAACUAUUAAAAAAAAUCAAUCAACAUCUAAGAAAAUACAAAAGCAAAAAUAGAUUAGGUAUUAAUAAAGUACCAAAAACACGUGUAAAACGUAUAAAAAAUCGAUUAUUUUAA